Camelina sativa (false flax) is the source of this 1294-nucleotide messenger RNA. Lineage: Eukaryota; Viridiplantae; Streptophyta; Magnoliopsida; Brassicales; Brassicaceae. The record is from RefSeq and is a predicted model, not a curated record.
GAUAAGGAACAAAAAGCAAAAGAGAGCGUAACAAAGUAACACAGUAGUCAGUAGCGAACCAAAUCAACAAGAUAAUAAAACCCCCAAAAACUAGGGUUUGAAUCUUUGGGAAGAUGUGUUCGUUAUCGAUGCAAUUCACGCUCUUGCAAUCACCAUCUCGACCAUCUUCGUCGUCUUUUUUACUCAACCGUGAACCUAAACUCUCUACUACAUCUUCCUCUGUGAGCUUCCCGUUGAAGAGUAGUAGCGGAAGUGGGAGUUUGAUGGUUGUGAGAGUUAAAGCUUAUGGUUCUGAUUCAUCUGCAGAUUCAUCCACGCCUCCUAAUGGCACUCGGCAGCCUAAAAGCAGGAGGGAUAUAUUACUGGAGUAUGUUCAGAAUGUGAAGCCUGAGUUCAUGGAGAUGUUUGUUAAACGUGCCCCUAAACAUGUGGUUGAAGCAAUGAGACAAACUGUGACGAAUAUGAUUGGAACGUUGCCUCCUCAGUUUUUUGCGGUUACUGUCACAUCUGUUGCUGAGAACCUUGCACAGCUGAUGAUGAGUGUAUUGAUGACUGGGUAUAUGUUCAGAAACGCUCAAUAUCGUCUUGAAUUGCAACAAAGUUUGGAGCAGGUUGCUCUUCCUGAGCCACGUGAUCUAAAGGUGAACACUUUCAGCCAGGGGGGUGAUGAAGACUACGCACCUGGAACUCAAAAGAACGUUUCAGGGGAAGUGAUCAGGUGGAAUAACAUUUCUGGUCCUGAGAAGAUUGAUGCAAAAAAGUAUAUUGAGCUUCUGGAAGCAGAGAUCGAAGAACUCAACCGUAUGGUGGGGAGAAAAUCUUCGAAUCAGCAGAACGAGAUUUUGGAGUAUCUAAAAUCUCUUGAACCCCAAAAUCUUAAGGAGCUUACAAGCACUGCAGGCGAAGAUGUUGCCGUGGCCAUGAAUACAUUUGUCAAACGGCUUCUAGCUGUGUCAGACCCAAACCAAAUGAAGACAGAAGUGACAGAAACAAGUGCAGCGGACCUGGCGAAAUUGUUGUAUUGGUUAAUGGUGGUGGGAUAUAGCAUUCGGAAUAUCGAGGUUCGGUUUGAUAUGGAACGUGUGCUUGGUACUCAAGCGAAGCUUGCAGAGCUGCCUCCUGGUGAAAUUAUUUGAACACUAAGGUGAAUAAAACCGGGGGCUUUUUUACCCAAAGAACUCCGAAUUUUCACUUGUCAAGUAAUUUUUCUAUUGUAAAAUUGAUCAUCAAACUUACUUUGAAGAGAAGACAGUAUUGGCUGAUGGUAUUAGAUCACAGAUUUUUGUUGCUUUGA